Molecule: messenger RNA, 2972 nt
Organism: Triticum dicoccoides
Lineage: Eukaryota; Viridiplantae; Streptophyta; Magnoliopsida; Poales; Poaceae
Product: putative G-type lectin S-receptor-like serine/threonine-protein kinase At1g61610
Exons: 7
Coding region: 357-2882 (841 amino acids)
Biological process (GO): recognition of pollen; protein phosphorylation
Cellular component (GO): plasma membrane
Molecular function (GO): protein serine/threonine kinase activity; ATP binding
Source: RefSeq, a predicted model, not a curated record
CUAGCUGAGUUCACACCAGCGGUCGUUGCCAUUCUAAGGUCGUAAGCCACUCUGACGUGGACAGAUGAAAUUUCAACUUCAAGACACUCUCAACUCGAACCAGAAUUCAAAGCUUUGCAUUUCCAAGUCACCCCUUUCAUUAUCAACCUGACGUGAGUGCUGGAUCCGGUCACCAAUUUGUCAAGAAAUUAACACUAAUCCUUUGUUGCUUGUAAAGACCAAGCAUCGAUCCAGACUUUGCACUUUAAUUAAGAGCAUGUCAGCAUCAGCACCAGAAGUACUGAACAAGGUAACAUUAGUACAUUCUCCUUGCCAGAGCACGUACGUACUGCAGAAGACUGCGGCCUGAUCGAUCCAUGGAUUGGCCGGCUCUCACCUGCUACACUGCAGCCCUGAUCAUUCUCUUCCUGCCGUUACGGGCGUCCGACGACCGGCUUGUCCCCGGUGAGCGGCUCUUCCCUGGCACCACCAUCGUCUCCGAUGACGGUACCUUCGCCUUGGGCUUCUUCAGCCCCUCCAACUCCACUCCGGCCAGCCUAUACUUGGGCAUAUGGUACAACGGCAUACCAGAGCUCACCGUCGUGUGGGUCGCUAACAGGGAGACAUCGGUCAUCAACAACACUUCUUCUGCGCCGACACUCUCCCUCACCAACAGCUCCAACCUUGUUCUCUCUGAUGCUAGCAGCGGCCGUGCCAUUUGGACGACUGAUGUGGCCACUGCCUCAAGCUCCAUUGCAGCAGCAGCGGUGCUUGAGAACACCGGCAAUCUCGUCGUUCGGUCUCCGAAUGGCACCACGUUGUGGCAGAGCUUUGACCACGUCACUGAUACGUUCCUCCCUGAAAUGAAGAUACGGAUCAGGUAUGCCACCCGUGGCAUCGGCAUCCGUCUGGUGUCCUGGAAGGGGACCGAGGACCCAUCGCUCGGGCGCUUCUCCUACGGAGGUGACCCGGACACGCUCCUUCAGUUAUUCCUCUGGGAUGGGACGCGCCCGGUGGGCCGCACCAGCCCUUGGACCGGAUACUUGGUAAAAGGCGAGCACCAAUACCGGAAGGUUAACGGCAGCACAGCGGUCAUCAUCUACAUGGCCAUUGUCGACAAUGACGAGGAGAUCUACACCACUUACACUGUCUCUGCCGGUGCCCCACACACAAGGUAUGUGGUGACUUACACUGGAGAUUACCAGCUCCAGAGCUGGAGCACCAGCUCCUCGUCAUGGGUUAUCCUUGCCAAUUGGCCAUCCCCUGAAUGCAACCGGUAUGGCUUCUGUGGUCCGUAUGGCUAUUGUGACCAGACAGCGAUGCCCAUGCCGAUGUGCAAGUGCCUUGACGGUUUCGAGCCAGCAAGCACGGAUGAAUGGGCAGCUGGUAGGUUCUCGGCAGGGUGCCGACGAAAGGAGGCAUUGCACGGAUGCAGUGACAACUUCUUGGCCUUGACGGAGAUGAAGGCGCCAGACAAGUUCAUGUUUGCUGGAGGAAACAUGAGCACAAUGGAGGAGUGUGCGGCGGAGUGCAGGAACAACUGCUCCUGUGUGGCGUACGCAUACUCCAACCUGAGCAGCGGCAGGUCUGGAGGAGACGUGACAAGGUGCUUAGUAUGGGCGGGGGAGUUGAUUGACACCGGGAGGUUCGCCGAAGGGCUUGGCAGCGCCACGCUAUAUCUCCGCCUUGCAGGCUUAGAUGUAGCAGCUGGUAAAAGGAGAAAGAGUACUGCAACUAUAAUUAUGAUGGCAAUUUUAGGAACUGGAGCUGUGGUAUUCCUAUGCAUUUUCGUGGCAUGGCUAAAAUUCAAAGGCAAGAAAAAAUGGAGAAAACACAAGAAGGCAACAUUUGAUAGUAUGAGUACCUCUUAUGAACUUGGGGAAGGAAACCCACCACAUGCCCAUGAAUUUCCAUUUGUAAGUUUUGACGAAAUUUCUCUAGCAACGAACAAUUUCUCCGAGACAUGUAUGAUUGGACAGGGAGGAUUUGGCAAGGUCUACAAGGGAUUAUUAGGUGGACAAGAAGUUGCUGUCAAGAGGCUAAGUAGUGACUCUCAGCAAGGAACAAAGGAAUUCAGGAACGAAGUAAUUCUGAUUGCUAAAUUGCAACACAGAAACUUGGUUCGGCUUCUUGGAUGUUGUGGAGAUGGAGAUGAAAAGUUGUUGAUCUAUGAGUAUCUUCCGAACAAAAGCUUAGAUGCUACCCUUUUUGAUGAUUCAAGAAGAUUGAUGCUGGACUGGACAACACGGUUUAAUAUAAUCAAAGGGGUUGCAAGGGGACUUUUGUAUCUCCACCAAGAUUCAAGACUAACUAUAAUUCAUAGGGAUCUCAAAGCCGGAAAUGUUUUGCUAGAUGUAGAGAUGAAACCCAAGAUAGCAGACUUUGGUAUGGCAAGGAUCUUUGGCGAUAACCAACAAAAUGCAAGCACCCAACGUGUUGUGGGAACAUAUGGAUACAUGGCCCCAGAAUAUGCAAUGGAAGGUGUCUUCUCCACCAAGUCCGACGUCUACAGCUUUGGUGUGCUAGUACUUGAGGUUGUGACUGGUAUAAAAAGAAGCUCCAGUAGUCACAUCAUGGGCUUCCCUAGCCUCAUUGUGUAUUCAUGGAAUAUGUGGAGGGAAGGGAAGACAGAGGAACUGGUGGACUCAUAUACCAUGGAUACUUGUUCACUGGAUGAAGUUUUGAUUUGCAUCCAUGUCGCACUCCUGUGUGUCCAGGAGAAUCCAGAUGACAGGCCACUCAUGUCGUCCGUUGUGUUCAUCCUAGAAAACGGAAGCACCACACUUCCACCCCCCACUUGCCCUGCCUACUUUACGCGACGAAGUGCAGAAAUGGAGCAAAUUAGAGAUGAUAUCCAGAACUCCAGGACCAGUUUUACUCUCACUGAGAUUGAGGGGAGAUGAAAUAACUAUUAUUUUGUUUAGACAUGUCGCAGCACCUUUCCUAGUGAAACAUCCUCCAAUUGUUUUACAUGUCGCUUCAGCUGUUUGGAA